UUUUUUACAAAAACCAGAAAUACACACCAGCCACUGAAUAAGUAAAACCAAAAAGCAUUAUUAUUAUUGUUAUAAUAUUUCUUUGUUUUGCUAAAAAUUCUGCAAAAACUUUCGGUUUGCUUCUUGUUAUCGCCUACCUCCUUGUUUCUCUUCUUCAAGAUUGAUUGUCGUUAAAGCUUUAUACUCUAAACAACUACAAGGCGUGCGUGUUCUUCCGAUCCGACUCACUGAUUACUUCCUCUUCUCCUUCACUCGGUCAUUAAUUUAUUCAAUGAGUUAAGAAGAUCGCAGUAUAGGAUCGUCAUGGCUACAACAGAUAACAUUAUAGUAGGUUCUCAUGUAUGGGUUGAAGACCCUGUUUUGGCAUGGAUUGAUGGAGAAGUUCUCAGGAUCAACGGUGAACAAGUUCAUGUUCAAGCCACUAAUGGGAAAACAGUUGUUGCACAUAUCUCCAAAGUAUUUCCAAAGGAUACCGAAGCUCCUCCUGGAGGUGUAGAUGACAUGACAAAGCUGUCAUACUUGCAUGAACCGGGAGUUCUGCAUAACUUGGCUGCAAGAUAUGAACUUAAUGAAAUAUAUACAUACACUGGAAAUAUACUGAUUGCAAUAAAUCCAUUCCAAAGAUUACCGCAUCUGUAUGAUAUGCACAUGAUGGAACAAUAUAAAGGUGCUGCAUUUGGAGAGCUAAGCCCUCAUGUUUUUGCAGUUGCUGAUGUUGCAUACAGGCAAAUGAUCAACGAGGGAAAGAGUAACUCGAUUCUAGUUAGUGGAGAAAGUGGUGCUGGUAAGACUGAGACAACAAAGAUGCUUAUGCGGUAUCUUGCAUACAUGGGUGGUCGUUCAGGCGUGGAAGGGCGAACUGUUGAACAACAAGUGCUAGAAUCUAAUCCAGUUCUUGAAGCAUUUGGUAAUGCCAAAACUGUUAGGAACAACAACUCCAGUCGAUUUGGUAAAUUUGUUGAGAUUCAAUUUGACAAGAAUGGGAGGAUAUCAGGAGCAGCUAUACGUACUUAUCUACUUGAAAGAUCUCGUGUUUGCCAAGUUUCUGAACCUGAAAGAAACUAUCAUUGUUUUUACCUUCUGUGUGCUGCACCGCUGGAGGAAAGAGAGAGGUAUAAGUUGGAAGACCCGAAAUCAUUCCAUUACCUGAAUCAGACCAACUGCUAUAAGUUAGAUGGAGUAAAUGAUGCUGAGGAAUAUCUUGCAACCAGAAGGGCAAUGGAUAUAGUUGGCAUUAGUGAGGAAGAGCAGGAGGCGAUUUUUAGGGUUGUAGCUGCCAUUCUGCAUCUUGGAAACAUUGAAUUUGCAAAAGGAGAGGAAAUAGACUCAUCUGUUAUCAAGGACCAGAAAUCUAGGUUCCAUCUCAACAUGACAGCAGAACUACUGAAGUGUGAUGCCAAGAGCUUGGAAGAUGCAUUGAUACAGCGUGUGAUGGUAACACCUGAAGAGGUUAUUACAAGAACUCUCGAUCCUCUUGCUGCGGUUCUUAGCAGGGAUGCCUUAGCUAAAACCAUUUAUUCCCGCUUAUUUGAUUGGCUUGUGGAUAAAAUUAACAAUUCUAUUGGGCAAGAUCCAAACUCAAAAUCGUUGAUUGGAGUUCUUGAUAUAUAUGGUUUUGAAAGUUUUAAGUUCAAUAGUUUUGAGCAGUUCUGUAUCAACUUUACAAAUGAAAAACUUCAACAGCAUUUCAAUCAGCAUGUAUUUAAAAUGGAACAAGAAGAAUAUACAAAAGAAGAAAUCAACUGGAGCUACAUAGAAUUUGUUGAUAACCAAGAUGUGUUGGAUCUGAUUGAGAAGAAACCUGGGGGUAUCAUAGCACUUCUUGAUGAAGCCUGCAUGUUUCCUAAAUCUACACAUGAAACAUUUGCUCAGAAAUUGUACCAGACAUUUAAAAACAACAAGCGCUUCAUCAAGCCUAAGCUUUCUCGUACUAGCUUUACCAUAUCUCACUAUGCAGGGGAGGUGACGUAUUUGGCUGACCAGUUCCUAGACAAAAACAAAGAUUAUGUAGUGGCAGAACAUCAGGAUCUUUUGACAGCUUCCAAAUGCCCUUUUGCAGCUGGCCUAUUUCCUCCACUUCCAGAGGAAUCUUCGAAGUCAUCUAAAUUUUCUUCCAUUGGGUCACGUUUUAAGCUACAACUCCAAUCUUUGAUGGAGACCUUGAAUUCUACAGAGCCUCACUAUAUCAGAUGUGUGAAGCCAAACAAUUUACUAAAGCCUGCAAUAUUUGAGAAUGCUAAUAUUAUCCAGCAACUACGCUGUGGUGGUGUUCUUGAGGCAAUUAGGAUUAGCUGUGCUGGGUAUCCUACAAGGCGGACAUUUUAUGAGUUUCUUCUCCGUUUUGGCGUUCUUGCUCCAGAAGUUUUGGAAGGAAACCAUGAUGACAAGGUUGCUUGCCAAAUGAUUUUGGAUAAAAUGGGAUUGAAGGGUUAUCAGAUAGGCAAGACAAAAGUCUUUCUCAGAGCAGGUCAGAUGGCUGAACUGGAUGCAAGAAGAACUGAGGUACUUGGAAACGCAGCUAGAACCAUACAAAGGCAAAUCCGCACGUAUAUUGCACGUAAAGAGUUCAUUUCAUUGCGUCGGGCUGCCUUCCAUUUACAAUCUCAUUGCCGAGGUGUAUUGGCCCGCAAGCUAUAUGAAGGGCUGCGGCAAGAAGCAGCAGCAUUAAAAAUUCAGAAGAAUUUCAGGCGAUACACUGCCAGGAAAGCCUACUUGACUCUAUGUUUGUCAGCGAUCUCUUUGCAGACAGGCUUAAGGGCAAUGACUGCUCGCAAUGAAUUCCGAUUCAGAAAGCAAACUAAAGCUGCGAUUAUUAUCCAGGCGAAAUUGCGUCGCCACAUAGCAUAUUCUUAUUACAAGAGACUUCAAAAGGCUGCAUUAGUUUCUCAAUGUGGUUGGAGGCAAAGGGUUGCUCGUAGAGAGCUUAGGAAGCUCAAAAUGGCUGCAAAGGAAACAGGGGCCCUUAAAGAAGCAAAGGACAAAUUAGAAAAGCGUGUAGAAGAAUUAACAUGGCGAUUGCAGUUAGAGAAGAGAUUGAGGACUGAUCUGGAAGAGGAAAAGGCACAAGAAAUUGCCAAGUUACAAGAUGCUUUGCGUGAGAUGCAAAUCCAAGUUGAAGCAGCAAAUGCCAGAGUAAUCAAAGAACGAGAGGAAGCUCGGAAAGCAAUUGAAGAAGCACCUCCAGUUAUUAAGGAGACCCCUGUAAUAGUUCAAGACACAGAAAAGGUUGAAUCAUUAACAGCUGAGGUAGAAAGUUUGAAGGCUUUGCUGCUCUCAGAAAGACAGGCAGCAGAAGAGGCAAGGAAAGCUCAUGCGGAUGGUGAGGCUAGAAACUCAGAAUUGGCUAAGAAACUAGAAGAUGCAGCGAAAAAAAAGGAUCAGCUUCAGGAAUCAGUCCAGAGGCUGGAGGAGAAACUUUCCAACUCAGAGUCAGAGAAUCAAGUGCUUCGUCAACAGGCACUGACUAUGUCACCAACAGGGAAAUCUUUGUCUGCACGACCAAAAUCAAUGAUUAUCCAGAGGACUCCUGUGAAUGGGAAUGUUGCAAAUGGAGAGGUGAAGGUGGCAUCGGACAUAAUUCUUGCUGCAUCAAAUGCUCGUGAACCAGAAUCGGAGGAAAAACCACAGAAAUAUCUCAAUGAAAAGCAGCAGGAGAACCAGGACCUGCUGAUCAAAUGUGUAUCACAGAACUUGGGAUUCUCCGGGGGGAAACCAGUUGCAGCCUGUGUCAUAUACAAAUGUCUUCUUCACUGGAGGUCAUUUGAAGUUGAAAGGACAACUGUUUUUGAUCGUAUCAUUCAGACAAUAGCUUCUUCCAUUGAGGUCCCUGAUAACAAUGAUGUCUUAGCCUACUGGUUAUCUAAUUCAUCCACAUUGCUGCUGCUGCUGCAACACACACUCAAAGCAAGUGGUGCUGCUAGCUUGACACCACAAAGACGGAGAACAUCAUCUGCUUCUCUCUUUGGGAGAAUGUCUCAAGGGCUAAGGGCAUCUCCUCAGAGUUCUGGACUUUCAUUUCUUAACAGUCGGGGGCAUAGUAGACUGGAUGACUUGCGACAGGUUGAGGCUAAGUAUCCAGCAUUACUUUUCAAGCAGCAACUUACAGCCUUCCUUGAGAAGAUAUAUGGAAUGAUACGAGACAAUCUGAAGAAAGAAAUCUCCCCAUUGCUUGGGCUAUGCAUUCAGGCACCAAGGACUUCCAGGGCAAGUUUAGUUAAAGGUCGCUCUCAAGCUAAUGCUGUUGCUCAGCAAGCUUUAAUUGCUCAUUGGCAAAGCAUUGUCAAAAGCUUAAAUAGCUACUUGAAGACAAUGAAAGCAAACAAUGUACCUCCCUUCUUAGUGCGUAAAGUGUUCACUCAAAUAUUCUCUUUCAUCAAUGUUCAGUUGUUCAACAGUCUUCUUUUACGGCGCGAGUGUUGCUCAUUCAGUAAUGGAGAAUAUGUAAAAGCUGGUUUGGCUGAAUUAGAACAGUGGUGCUAUGAGGCAACUGAGGAAUUUGCAGGCUCAGCUUGGGAUGAAUUAAAGCAUAUAAGACAGGCUGUUGGAUUCCUAGUCAUACAUCAAAAGCCCAAAAAGACCUUGAAUGAAAUAACAAAAGAGCUUUGCCCGGUGCUAAGCAUACAGCAGCUGUACCGGAUCAGUACCAUGUACUGGGAUGAUAAAUAUGGCACCCAUAGCGUGUCUUCAGAUGUUAUAUCUAGUAUGAGAGUUAUGAUGACAGAGGAUUCGAACAACGCUGUUAGCAGUUCUUUUCUUUUGGACGAUGAUUCAAGCAUCCCAUUUUCUGUGGAUGACAUCUCCAAGUCAAUGCAACAAGUAGACAUAGCUGACAUUGAUCCUCCUUCAUUAAUUCGUGAAAACUCUGGUUUCGGGUUCUUACUUCCACGCUCUGAGUGAUGUUCUUUGUGGGGCGUCAGGGGGAGUUGCAGCACAAUGAUGUGCCAAGACCUGUGCAUAAACUCAUCAUGCCAAGACCUGUGCAUAUAGUUUCACUAUCCGUCAUCAUCCAUGUGUAUAAUAAAUAUAUUUUGCGUUAGUAUCAGGGGACCAUGUUUGAUGCCUGAGUCGAUUCAUUUUUUUCCCCUUGUGUUACAGAAACACAAGGGAGUUUUGUUAAGAAGCCAUGUCACAUGUGAAGUGUGAUAAUGUGCAGAUUAUAGAAAGAGGCAACGGUGCCUCGUCAUUUCUGAGGCCUGCAACAGGUCUCCAUUUUUUCAUUACUUCUUUAUACUUUUUUUUCCCCUUCAGUGAGGCUUCCUUCAUUAUUGUUAUUUGUUGGGUUUUGUUUGUGUAACUGACUGACAUCAGCUGCAUUUUAUAGGCCAUUGUACGAGGAAACAAUUUGUAUGUAAGUUGUUGUGUUCUUUUUUU
Populus euphratica (Euphrates poplar) is the source of this 5370-nucleotide messenger RNA. Its product is annotated as myosin-17-like. The coding region runs from base 304 to 4896 and encodes 1530 amino acids. Gene Ontology annotation, cellular component: actin cytoskeleton; cytoplasm; membrane. The record is from RefSeq and is a predicted model, not a curated record. NCBI's taxonomy places the organism in Eukaryota, Viridiplantae, Streptophyta, Magnoliopsida, Malpighiales, Salicaceae. The transcript is spliced from 39 exons. Gene Ontology annotation, biological process: actin filament organization. Gene Ontology annotation, molecular function: microfilament motor activity; actin filament binding; ATP binding.